Messenger RNA from Wallemia mellicola CBS 633.66, 977 nucleotides. RefSeq lists its product as hypothetical. The record is from RefSeq and is a predicted model, not a curated record. Lineage: Eukaryota; Fungi; Basidiomycota; Wallemiomycetes; Wallemiales; Wallemiaceae. The transcript is spliced from 2 exons. Bases 17 to 895 code for a protein of 292 amino acids.
AGAAGAGCCUGAGCGGAUGAGAAGGAGUAAACUAAAGAGCAAUUGGUUUAGAAUUCUGCUAGUUGUUUAUUUCAUUCUCUCUCUCUUCAUUUUCUGGCGAUGGACUGCUUUUCGAAGGACACUACCAACGCUAGAGGUCGUCUACACAUAUCAUCAUGUUCCACUUACGUUAUUCCACGGUUAUUCCGCUUACAUACAUUACAAUCUCUUCUGGAAAUUCAGAAUAAAGAAAACAGUUUACGUGAAGAAAGAAUAUAAGGAGAGCGAGGCAAGAUUAUUAAGAUGGUCAUUCGAUAAUGUAAAAUAUCUCGAUAACGUUGGCAGGGAAGGAGGUACAUACCUUCAUCACAUAGUGCACAAUUGGGAAGAUCUCGCCGAUAAGACGCUAUUCUUACAAGCGCAUUCACAAUGGCAUGAAAUGACGCAUGGAAGGUUACGAUAUAUAGAUUCCUCAACCGGUUUUCUCAGUUUAGGACUUUACGUAUUGUCACAAUGCGGUGAAUCUUGGCCAGGAUCAUACCCUCAAAUGAAAUCAAUUUGGUCAUUAUUUCAUGGUGAACCAUGUCCAGAAAAUGAGCAUCAAUUGUCUACCUGGUCGGGACAAUUUGUGGUCUCAAGGCAUCGUAUACGUCAUAACCAUUACAAAAAUUAUGUCGAAAUGCUGCAUCUAAUGACUGCACCAUCUGAUCAUCCCAUUUAUGAUGAGAGUCCGGAUGAUUGGACACCACCUCGCGACCCAAUAAACCCAUACCUUGGUCACUCACUUGAACGAUCAUGGCCUAUUAUUUUCAAUUGCAAUCAACCGACAUUUGCUACAGAUACAACUCAUUGUGGUGGAGAAGUCUUAUCAGGUAGCCCUGACUGUCAAUGUUUUGAUAGCGAAAAUUUGGAUUAGCCGCUAUCGCGAUUUUUAUACCAUCUAUCUGUACUUUACGAUGAUACAUUACCAAUAAACAAAUAGGGGGAUUAAUGAAAUU